Molecule: messenger RNA, 3869 nt
Organism: Sebastes umbrosus (honeycomb rockfish)
Lineage: Eukaryota; Metazoa; Chordata; Actinopteri; Perciformes; Sebastidae
Gene: slc6a3
Product: solute carrier family 6 member 3
Exons: 15
Coding region: 74-1930 (618 amino acids)
Biological process (GO): dopamine uptake involved in synaptic transmission; sodium ion transmembrane transport
Cellular component (GO): neuronal cell body membrane; neuron projection; presynaptic membrane
Molecular function (GO): norepinephrine:sodium symporter activity; dopamine:sodium symporter activity
Source: RefSeq, a predicted model, not a curated record
CUGCACCUUUACCUUCCUUCCUUCCUCCUCUGCAAUCAGCGGCAUUUCUCUCCUGCAGGCUGUGCAACCCUCCAUGCUGACAGAGAGAGUCCCUGUCGGCCUGAUGUCGUCGGUUGUAGCCCCGGAGAAGCCCGCCUCCAACACAAUGGGCCCUAAAGAGGUGGAGCUAAUCCUGGUGAAGGAGCAGAAUGGGGUUCAGUUCACCUCGACCACCAUCGUGGCUCCGACUCCUGCUCAGACUCACCCCAGUGGGGAGGACGAGAGGGAGACCUGGGGGAAGAAAAUUGACUUCCUCCUGUCUGUGAUCGGAUUCGCGGUGGACCUCGCCAACGUCUGGAGAUUCCCCUACCUCUGCUAUAAGAAUGGAGGAGGUGCGUUCCUGGUGCCGUACCUGUUCUUCAUGGUGAUAUUAGGCAUGCCUCUCUUCUACAUGGAGCUGGCUCUGGGACAGUAUAACAGAGAGGGGGCAGCAGGCGUCUGGAAGAUCUGCCCCAUAUUUAAAGGUGUAGGCUUUACAGUGAUCCUUAUUUCCCUCUAUGUGGGUUUCUACUAUAAUGUCAUCAUCUCCUGGGCGCUGUUCUACCUCUUUUCCUCAUUCACCGGCGAGCUGCCGUGGGUCCACUGCAACAACACCUGGAACAGUCCUAACUGCUCCGACUGGGCUGACAACACCACAGGCAGCGACAUUUACAAGGCCACCCCUGCUCAGGAGUACUUUGAACGAGGGGUGCUCCACAUCCAGGACAGUAAUGGUAUCGAUGACCUGGGCCGUCCACGCUGGCAGUUGACUUCCUGUCUAGCUGUAGUGAUGGUUUUGCUCUACUUCAGCCUCUGGAAGGGUGUCAAGACUUCUGGCAAGGUUGUGUGGAUCACAGCCACGAUGCCCUAUGUUGUCUUGACUGUGCUGCUGAUCCGCGGAGUCACUCUGCCCGGAGCCAUCGAUGGCAUUAAGGCCUACCUCUCCGUGGACUUCCUGAGACUCUGUGACGCCAAGGUCUGGAUCGACGCUGCGACACAGAUCUGUUUCUCUCUGGGAGUGGGGUUUGGUGUGCUAAUUGCCUUUUCCAGCUACAACAAAUUCAGCAACAACUGUUACAGAGACGCCAUCAUCACCAGCUCCAUCAACUGUUUGACCAGUUUCUUCUCCGGGUUUGUGGUCUUCUCCUUCCUUGGGUACAUGUCCCACAAGCACAACGUAGCCCUGGACAAAGUUGCCAGAGACGGUGCUGGUUUGGUGUUUGUGAUUUACCCAGAAGCCAUUGCAACAUUACCUGGUUCAUCCGUGUGGGCGGUUAUCUUCUUCAUCAUGCUGUUGACACUUGGCAUUGACAGUGCUAUGGGUGGGAUGGAAUCGGUGAUCACGGGGCUGAUUGAUGAGUUUAAAUUCCUCCACAAGCACAGAGAGCUGUUUACCCUCUUCAUCGUUGUUGCCACCUUCCUCAUAUCCCUCUUCUGUGUUACAAAUGGUGGGAUGUAUGUGUUCACACUGCUGGACCACUUUGCGGCAGGAACAUCGAUUCUCUUUGGAGUGCUUAUUGAAGCCAUCGGCAUUUCAUGGUUUUAUGGAGUGGACCGAUUCAGUGAUGACAUUGAGGAGAUGAUUGGCCAGCGACCAGGCAGGUACUGGAGGCUUUGCUGGAAGUUUGUCAGCCCCUGCUUCCUCCUGUUUGUGGUGGUGGUGAGCUUUGCCACGUUCAACCCUCCAAACUACGGCACCUACUUCUUUCCUCCGUGGGCUAACCUGGUUGGAUGGUGUCUCGCCCUUUCCUCAAUGUCCAUGGUGCCUCUCUACGCCAUGUACAAACUCUGCAUACUGCCUGGAAAGUUUUGCGACAGACUGGCUUACGCCAUCACCCCAGAGACAGAGCAUCAUUUGGUAGACAACGGGGAGGUUCGGCAGUUUACACUGCAUCACUGGUUGGUGGUCUGAAAAGUACAGGGAGAGAGAGAGAAAGAGAGAGAUAAAGAGAGUGAAAGAGUGAGAGAGAGAAUAUGAGAGUAUGGACAUUGGGUGGAUGAAUGCAUGCACAGCAAAGGUCUGAAAAACUAAGAAGAAGAAAGAAAUAGCCAUUCAAAUCGAUGAUGACGAUGGUGGUGGUGGUGGUAGGAGCAGUUUAAAAGUGCCGAUAAAAAACCCAUAGACAUUGUAGUGUGCUUUAAUUUCAACAGUGGGUGUGUGAAGCUGUGCAUUGACCCCGUCCACCAUUGUGUUGACACUGGUGAAUGGGAUUCAGUCAAACACGCAAUGUGGUGUUCCGAUUGCUUCUUCCAUUAAUACAAAACUCUUCCUGAAUGGAAUUGGAAUGGGAUUUCAUUUGACAUAAGAUGCACAAUAAAAAUAGUACAUAUUUUGUCUAUGUUUAUGGGGUGAAGAUGUUGAGUUAGUCACAACAUCUGGAAGAGUUUAUUGGAUUGUUUUUGGAAAUCAAUUUUUUUUAAAGAUAAUGUAAACUUAUUCUAUAUUUUCUCAGUCAAUUAUUGUCAAGCAGUAGGUGUCAUUUUUUUGUAGUUAUUUUUCAAUUUGUCAUUCUGGAUCAAAACAAUUAACAAUAUACAUACAAAUGAUUGACAUUUGUAUUUGAUAUUUGACAAAAAAAAUUAGCAGUCAGACAUGUAAUGGAUGCCACAGGUUUCACUGAAUUCCAGUCCAUGUCUUGUUUGUUAUAUAUAUUUAUUUAUUUAUUUACCUUCUCUUUUUAAAGACUGUUAUAAUACACACAAUUCCUACAGACUUUGAGAAAAAGGAACCUCCUUGUGUUUACAUCAAAAUCAAUACCAGUUGCUACAUCAAUAGACCAAAAUAACACAAUUUAAAUAAACUUAAAACAAUGUCUGAUUUCUCCAUAAAUAGUAUAAUAGUCACAUUGGAUGGACCAAUAAAAACUCAAUCGUACCAAGUAUUGGUGUCAAGUGUUGGUUUAUGGUAACACAGUCAUUCCAUCACAUGGGUGAAUAUAUUCUAAAAACAUAAAUAACUUAGUUUAAACAGCUGUCCCGAAGCCCAAUCAGCCUAAAAAUAAGUGAACAAACACUUUUCUGUUCUAAACUUCUCAACCUACAAAUAAUUGUCACUGACACACUGACAAAAAUAACAUCAGCCACACUGCUGAUUUCAUCAACCAAAGAAAACAAUAAUUUUCUUUAAUUUUAAUCAAUAGACCACUUGAUUGUUAACUUUAUCGUACCGGGUCAAUCUCUCUUCCCCAUGUUAACAAAUUAGUGCCAAUGCACAUUUCAUUUUAGUUUAGUUGAACAUUAGUUGUGUGUUUUGAUCCCCACAAAGUUCCAGGUGGUGAUUUGAAAGCUAUGACUGUCACAUUUCCAGAAAGCAUAAAGCUUUAAUUUCACCGUUUACAGAAUCAUAUUAAGUGUUUCAAGACUGUUUAAAAGCUGCUUUUUAUUGAACUGCAAAUGAAUAGUGUGUAAUGUAAUAUAUGACGUAAUUUAAGUUAUAUAUCUGUGUAAGUAAAUGUAAUGUAGAGGGGCUUGUAUUGUAUUGUAUUGUAUGAUAUUGAAUAACAAGACCAACAAGAUUAUAUAUAUAUGGAUUAUUGCUUUGUUACUGUGAAGUUGAUACAUGUUAGCCUUAAGGAUCUUGAUGAGAAUUAUCCAUAUCCAUAAAAAAAUCCAUAUAAACUUUCUUCUCAUGAACUUUUUCUGUUAAAUCGGAGACCAUAAAACAUUUUUCAAACGGGUCAGCGAUGACUUGUUGUCACCUUGUGGUACAUGUAACACAGUGAAGGGUUAAUUAUGUCCCAAAUUGUAUGCCUGUGCUGCUGUACUGUGCCUUGUGGUGUUUCUGACUGUAUGACUUUGUUUUGUACUGUCGAAUAAAGUCUAAUUAAUUAAAUUGUUACAUUUAAAAGGUC